GUCCAUAGCAUUGUUCACACAGAAGAAUUUAGACCAAAAUAUGCUCUUCAGAAUGGCACGCAAUGAAUAAUAUUUUAGGACACAUGAUUGGAUUUCAAGAUAUAGACAAGUACAUCAGAUAGAGAAGGACAUUGUGAAAGUGUGGAGGACUCUGAGUGCUUUUUCCAUAGCCAACACAGUAUAAAAACACCAACAUGGGAUCGUCUCCAUCUAGCCCAAGUGACAGCUCAUUGAACCAGAAGACCGGCAACGCGUGGACCAAAACCUUGUUCUUCGACCCCGAAGCAGACAAACCACAAAAGCAAGAACACACCUUUCCUGACGACGAACUUCUGAGCAAGAUGAAGAGUUUGACAACAUCCAUCUACCAAAGACAGAUAACUCGAGUCCGAGUUCAUACAGCAGCACACACAAAAAACUGGAAAGACUAUGUACCAUUCAAUCAACAUGUGCCCUUUUUUAAACAUGGCACACACAUUUUCUUGGUUGUCAGAGUUGAUACUGAAACAUGGUUCUCCCUGGAGAUUAAUAAUGGCGGUAUUACAAUUCAGCAAAGCCAAAGACUUGAUGCUGUAACAAAGUUUUGCCGGGACAGAACGCGAACAAACGUGGACGGACCAAAAGAAGACUUUAAAAAACAUAGCAGCUGUGCAAAGGUCACAUUGGGUGAUUUACUUGCAUGGUUACAGAAAAGGUCCAAACAGUGGAGACAGUCAAACUGUUAUGAUUUUGCUACCGAAAUGUUCGAAUAUCUUACUGAAACGGCACUUGAAAUCACAAAGCCUGAGGACGUAUGUGGAGAUGAGAUAAUACCUGAUGAAGAAGGUAAAUAUUACGCCUACUUCAACGCAGAAGCUGAUCCAGACAAAGGGAGCUCAAAGUAUUGGAUAACAGACGACCAACUGAAACACCUACUUGAAUCGUAUCUUGACGCCGAUGAGAAAAUAAGGACUGUUACUGUCUAUAAGAAACCUCUCUCCGAGAAACAGCUGACCUUUGUGCUAUUUUACCACCUAUUCAUAAUUUUUCAAACAGAUACUUGGUGGUGGUCGAUUGAAAAAAAUAAGGAAGGCCUUACCAUUCAACGGAGCAAGGAACAAGAAGCUGUGCGAGACAGCUACCGACGGGAACCCAGGCUGACAAAGGGCAAAAAUUAUUGGGAAGUUACUGAAGUGCAAUCCGACGCUGGGAACAAGACGAUUAAGGAACUGAUAGUCUGGCUUGAAGAUAAGAAAUGGCUCUUCCGCACCUACCACUACUCGUCCAGCAACUGCCAACACUUUGGUAAAGCUGUGUUCGAUUAUGUAUCUAAACAUGACCUUCUUAAUAUUGCAACAUAGAAAUUGUCACAACGGAAAGAAAAUCAAGUCACCAGUAUCAAACAAUAUACUCAGGCUGACUUACAAGGCCACACGUUUUUGUUACUUUCGGUUUUCCAAUCAAAAAUGUAUUUUUUGUGCUUUCAAUUGGUCAUUUCUCUGUGGACAAUAUGUUUUCAAGAAUAAAAAUAUCUUCCUCGAAAACUUUUGCCAAAUUUAUCUGUGGACACUUUCAGUAAAAAAAUUUGAAUCGAAUUACCAGCAAAAUUCUCAGUGGGCAAGACAUCAUUCUUGAAAUAUCUGUCUUCCAUUUCGAAAUCAUUUCUUUAAUAUUCCGUGGACAAUUAAACUAAAAAUUUUAACAAAAUAUAUUCUCAUCGAAUUUUGAACCAAAAAUCAUGAGGGAUAAAAGGCCAUCACAUCUUUCUGUUCCAUUUCUAGAUUCAUAUAAUAUCUCUCUGUGGACAACAUUGAAAAACGUGAGAAUGAGAAUGAGAACUUAAAACCUUUUGUGGACGCCUUUUGGUCAUCGGACAAAUAUGGCUUUGAAUUGAGGAGAGAAAUAUGGGCUUGUGACAAAGAAAUUAAACAUUUUGUGAACAUGUUUUCGUGCACAAAAAUUUUUCUGUUCGAAAUUGAAAAGUAAGCUAUUUAAGGACGCUUUUUUAGUCCACUGAAAAAUAUGGCUUUGAGCCUGAAAAACAUUUCGAAAUUUGAGAAUUUUGUGGGCGUUUUUGGUCCACUGAGUAAUGUGGCGUGGAAAUAUUGAUUACUAACAUUUUGUGGACAUUAUUUGGUGCACUGAAAAAUAUGGCUGUGGGACUAGGAAAUUAAACAUUUUGUGGACGCUUUUUGGUACUCAAAGGAAAAUGGCAAUGAAGUUGAGAAAUA
Lineus longissimus is the source of this 2210-nucleotide messenger RNA. RefSeq lists its product as uncharacterized. NCBI's taxonomy places the organism in Eukaryota, Metazoa, Nemertea, Pilidiophora, Heteronemertea, Lineidae. Bases 195 to 1340 code for a protein of 381 amino acids. The record is from RefSeq and is a predicted model, not a curated record. The transcript has 2 exons.